This is a messenger RNA of Penicillium cataractarum, 1398 nucleotides long. RefSeq lists its product as uncharacterized. NCBI's taxonomy places the organism in Eukaryota, Fungi, Ascomycota, Eurotiomycetes, Eurotiales, Aspergillaceae. The transcript is spliced from 2 exons. The record is from RefSeq and is a predicted model, not a curated record. The annotation marks the transcript as partial.
GAAGCCCGCACUGCCUGUGACAAGAUCCGCGGAUUGAUUGCGGCAACAUACCACGAGAUGUCGCACCAGGCCCACAAUAUCCCAUGGAGCCUUCUGGCCUCAAAUCUGUACUGGACAACUCAUUCUCGUGGAGCUUAUAAUUUCACAAACCUCCGCCCGAGGAUGAAACCUAAUCAAGGCAGAGAGAUCACUUAUUUCAUCAAAGCGUUCCUACGGACCAUCGACGAGCAUUCGGUAUGCGAGCGCAAGAAAUACCCUUCUACAUAUGAUCCGGCAGAUCCAGCAGAUAUUAUUCUAGACUCAGUCACCGUUCAGAAAAUUACGCCUACCGUGCGCAGAUGGCGUAGCUAUGGCUUCGAGGACAGAUGUCCUAGUGGCAUUUGCCGAGUAACCCAAGAGGAGUGCCAAUGCAUACCAAUCCCAGAUGAAGAGAGACGGGCGUCUGCGUUCCUCCGACCUUAUGGUCACAGAUAUUGUUACCAGUUCUUCCAUAUGAAUUCCGAGGCGUUCUUUAAUGUCGAAGUGGUGAAGACUUUGCUGUUAUACGGGGAGAUGGACACUAUUCUCCGCGCGUGUGCUCUUCCCGGAGUAUGUCUGGAGCGAUGGUGGAGUGAUAGAGAAUGUCAGUGUGCGAACCCUGAUCUAGGAUGGGACCAAGUAUGUAUUAAGGCCCUUAGGGCCUAUAUAUGUCUGAACACGAUCUCCUGUAUUCCAAAGAUAUGGGAUGACGCUUCAGGCAAAACCGCGGAAACAGACUACCGAAACAGCAAGUUCUAUCAGUAUACGCUGAGAACAUGCACAGGAACGGGCGCUGCAUCAGACGUGAGCGCGUAUCCUCAUCGGCAGUUCUUUGGAAUACGCGACGACCAGUUUCGGGGCGAGUUCCUUGACCCUAAAAUUAGAAAGAGCCAUUGGCUCCGUUGGGUGGACCCCAAACAUGACAAUACUUUCCGUCGUCCAGUCAAACAUUAUGGGAAGGUCCCCAUCAGCGAAUUCCUCACUUUGGAGAAUGCAACGAUAGAAGGUCACCAGCCAGGUCUAUCCGACGUGGUGCUUGUUCGGGACUACCUGUAUCAAAUGGGACUUCCAGCGGAGCUGGUGUUACAUGUCAUGGAGCUCGCUGGAUAUGAGCCGUUGGGGAGAUUGAGCGAGCCACAUGAUCCUUUCCACCCAUCAAACCGUGAAGAACUAGGUCGGUACCUCAAAUAUUGCUGGCGACUGCUAGUCCACUGUGACAUGAUGGCUAAUGCUCUUGGCAUGAAACUUCCAUGGGAGGAACUACUCGGUGACUGUAUCGUUGACUUUUGGGCUGAUGAGGGCUGUGGGCGUGGAAGGUUCUUUUGGGCACCACUGAACGAAUAUUCUGACCCAUUGCCCAAAGUUUUUGUCAAGCCUUGA